Molecule: messenger RNA, 4302 nt
Organism: Hippocampus comes (tiger tail seahorse)
Lineage: Eukaryota; Metazoa; Chordata; Actinopteri; Syngnathiformes; Syngnathidae
Product: gamma-aminobutyric acid receptor subunit beta-3-like
Exons: 10
Coding region: 683-2203 (506 amino acids)
Biological process (GO): monoatomic ion transmembrane transport
Cellular component (GO): membrane
Molecular function (GO): GABA-A receptor activity; extracellular ligand-gated monoatomic ion channel activity
Source: RefSeq, a predicted model, not a curated record
GGGGCGGGGGGGGGGAAUACUGUUCUCCACAGAAGACGUGCUGAAGCCAAAAUAAAACGAAUGUCAGUGAAGUUGUUAAGAUUUAUCACUAAAGAAAACAAACUAGUCGAAGAUGUCAUCAGGUUUAUCAACCAAAUAACACACUCACCCAACAUCAAGAAUUAAACGCAUUCUUUCAAAACUUAGUUUGGACGUAACCGCUGGAGAAAAAAAACGGCAAACGGAAAAGGUUUUAUGAGGAAACAACUGGUGUGGCUCACAUGCUAAAUAGCAGGAACGCCCCCGUUAGUGCUAGUGGUGGGCAUUUCUUGCAGCGUUCAAAUGUUAGGCUCUGUCUCUCAUUUGAACGAGGCGAGUGCCUUCCCCGCCGCCAGCAUCUUCAGCAGCAACGGCGGCAGCGGCUUUCUCGUCCACCCUCCUCAUCAAUAUGCGCUCAUGCUGAAUGCUCAAUGCUCCUCCACAGUCUGACCAGAGAACCAGUGUUGGACGGGGGAAACGAUGUCGGCUCAUAUUCUCGAAUUGAGCAGUUGACUCAAAGCGCGCGCGCCCCUCUUUCUCCAGCCGACUUUUCUCUUCUCAUGGAUAAUCAAUGGAUUUGACUGUGAUUUGAAAGAGUGUUGAUCGAGGAGAUUCUGGUAUUUCGCCACCACCGCCGCUGUUGCUGUCGUGUGUGCUUGCAAACAUGUUGACUUUGCGCAAGGCUCGCCAAUUACGCCUCUUGUCCGUACUGGUGGUCGGGUCCAUAGUGUGUUGCGCCAAAAGUGUCAACGAGCCCGGUAACAUGUCAUUCGUGAAGGAGACGGUGGAUAAACUCCUGAAAGGGUACGAUAUUCGACUGAGGCCAGACUUUGGAGGGGCACCAGUAGCAGUCGGGAUGAGCAUAGACGUGGCCAGCAUAGAUAUGGUGUCUGAAGUCAACAUGGACUACACCCUGACUAUGUAUUUCCAACAGUACUGGAGAGACAAACGUCUUGCCUAUGUUGGAAUACCGCUCAACCUGACCUUGGAUAAUAGAGUAGCAGACCAGCUCUGGGUACCAGACACUUAUUUCCUCAAUGACAAGAAGUCAUUUGUUCACGGCGUCACCGUCAAAAACCGCAUGAUCCGUCUUCAUCCAGAUGGAACCGUUCUUUACGGUCUCAGGAUAACUACGACAGCAGCAUGCAUGAUGGAUCUCAGGAGGUAUCCCCUGGAUGAGCAGAACUGCACUCUGGAGAUAGAGAGCUAUGGCUACACCACAGACGACAUCGAGUUCUACUGGAAAGGGGGCGAGUCAGCCGUCACGGGCGUGACGCGCAUUGAGCUGCCACAGUUUUCCAUUGUUGAUUACAAGUUGGUUUCCAGAAAUGUUGUGUUUUCCACAGGUGCCUACCCCCGGCUUUCUCUGAGCUUUAAACUGAAGAGGAACAUCGGCUAUUUCAUUCUGCAGACGUACAUGCCGUCCAUCCUGAUUACCAUCCUCUCCUGGGUAUCCUUCUGGAUUAACUACGACGCCUCGGCGGCCAGGGUGGCUCUAGGAAUCACCACGGUGCUGACCAUGACUACUAUCAACACCCACUUGAGAGAGACGCUGCCCAAAAUUCCCUACGUGAAGGCCAUCGACAUGUACCUGAUGGGCUGCUUCGUCAUGGUCUUCCUGGCCCUUCUGGAGUAUGCCUUUGUCAAUUACAUCUUCUUCGGAAGGGGGCCUCAGAUGCAAAAAAAGCUGGCGGAGAAGGCUGAGAAAGCCAACAAUGAGAGGGCCGCCAAGUAUGACGCUGCAAGGGAGGCAGGUAGUAGGGCUGCAUCGCUAAAACGGUCCAAUCAGAUUAGAGGCCUUCGCCACUCACGCUCGGCGGAUCCGGGACAUGGGAACAUUCUGCUGACCACCUUGGAAAUCCAUAAUGAAGUGGCAGGAGGGGAGAUCACCACCAGCGUGGCAGACAUCAGGAACUCUCAGUCCAUGGUGCAACUGGACAGCACGGCCUCAUCGCACAUCCAAUAUCGCAAGCAGAGCGGUGGAAUCGGUCCACGUUCCGCCAGUCGGCACUCGCUGGAUCGCUCCGCUCAGAUGAAACGCAGCCGCCUGAGAAGGCGAUCGUCGCAGCUCAAAAUCAAAAUCCCCGACCUGACCGACGUCAACGCCAUUGAUCGUUGGUCGCGGAUCAUCUUCCCCUCGGUUUUCUCCUUUUUUAAUCUUAUCUACUGGCUCUACUAUGUCUGAUUGGACACUUUUGCUCUUUGUCAUUUUCUUUCUUUCUUUCUCUCCCAUUUGGUUUGGUUGACUUCCUUUUUGUCUGUGCUUUUAUACAUGCAUUCAAUCUCUCAACAUCAGACUCGAGACUGAAAGACUGAGAAGGUUCUGGACCAAGUUCUUGUCAAAUAUCUUUUUCUAUUUGCCGUCUUUGAAUCUGUUUUCUUUUCUGUAGUAUGUACUGUAACUGGGACUUGUGGUAGUCAUUUCCCAUAAAAUAAGGAGACAAAAUGCCAGCAGUUGAUAACGUACAGUUUUUGCAAAAAAAUAUCUGAGUAAAACAAAUCACAAAAGCAGUAUUCUAAUCCAAAAAGAGAUCUUCAUACCACAUAGGUGAUCAGAAAAAUGCAGGAAAUUCCUAUAAAUCCAUUAAACACUCUGUUUGAUUGGUACCCUAUGCACUGUAAACACAUGUAAUGAUCUUCCAAUGUGGUCAACUUUUACCGACAAUUUCUACUUCAGGAUUCUCAUGACUCUCAGGCGUCCAGGUUUUUAUUGUUCUUGUCAUCAUUUUUGGCCGUGGAGAGGGACGACACAACAGCACAAAAAUGAACAACACUGCCAUUUUAUUUUCAGUAGACUUUUUAAUGGCUCCUGAGCAAAAGCAAAACCUAAUUUUUAUUCCAACUGAUCAAACUGCCAAAGGGUUUCCGGGAUGCAUCUUUACCCACCCAGCUUUGUUUCACAGUUAGACUAUCCAAGGAAAAUGUUAAGCACGACAUUUUUCUGAUUCAGAAGGUUUACAGGUAACCUUCAUGAAUGUACUGUAUGUGUUUUUUACUCGUUUCAGUGAGAUUUUUUUUUUUUUUUUUAAGGUAUCCAACAAAUUGCUCUUCCGUCAUAUCUUGGGUUACGAUUGUACUCUUUGUCUUUGAAGUGUUCAUUUAAUUUCCCACCUUGUCUUGUUGCGAAGUGAAACACCGGAGAAGUUCUGUGUAUAUUUAAAAAUGUAUAUAUAAAAAAUAUAUAUAAGGUGUGCACAACCUUACAUGAAAAAAAAAAGAUGAUCAAAUAAGCAUUGAGUUUGUGAUUGUUAUGCUGGCAAAUGCCAGUCUAUUUAACUCCCCAAAAGAAAAGAAAAGAAACAAAAAAGCAUCCAUCUAUUUUCUUCUCCAAAACGUGACCAUGCCGAAGUUCCAGUUGAAGCAAAUGGAUUUCAAUGGACUCCCACAGUCGGACCACGCAAGCCGUCUGAUGAGCAUAUGCUAGCGUUGAAUGUAUCAGAUCCAUUGUUCUUCAGGUAGAGGAGAAUGAGCCAUGGUCAUAGUUUCCUUCCGUCUGAAUGUAACCCCUAUAUUGCACGUGAGCAGGGUGUGAGGGAGCAUGUACACAUGCAGGACGGACAGGUUGAGAGCGGCUAUUGAAAUGUACUGACUCGAUUGCUGCAUGUCGAACCGGAUUGUGGCUUGAAAUAAUCAGCCACUUCCAACUCAUGAAUGAUCAAUCUGAAACAUUCUGUCUUUUUCAUGACCACGGGUACCCCCGACCGUCACUCUCGCAUAGCUUUGUGCAUGAACAUGUAUGAAAUAGGACUACUAAGAGAUAUUUAAGAGUACAACUUUUAACUUGCGACGGUCUUAAAAUAACUGAAUGUAAUGUACUUGGAUUGUUGCUGUCUGGCUGCAAUUAUUUUGAGAUCAAAUAUUUCCGGUGGUGGAGGGGGUGAUGCAAUCCCCCAGCUGAUCCUGUUUUCUACUGUGUAGAUGAGGCUUCACGUCAAUGUGAGGUGGUUUUAAGGAAUCCUCAAGUUCCAGAUAAAUAAAAAAAAAAAAGAAUAUUUGUAUGUCUAUCGUAUAAAACAGUGAAUGAAGGCUCAUACUCUAGGGUCAUUUUUUUAAGUUUAAAAAAGUUAAAAAAAAGGAUGGAAAAAAACACCCAAAAGCAAACAAACUGCUGACACUUAAGUUAUCUAAGUUAUUGUGUACUGUGCAUGCAACAACACAUUUGGAGAAACCUUUAGAAAGGGAGAGAAAAAUUGAGGCUGAGGUGGGUUCAGCCCCAUGAGAUCUAACGACGGCUCUCUCUUGAGAUUGACACUCUAUGCUUUGUAGGUGACUUGGAAAGAAAGA